AUGGAGCGGCUAGUCAAAAUGAUACUGGUCCUUACCCUCAUUUGUCUCCUCCUAUCAUCAGUAGGGGCACCAGGAGGCGGUGGCGAAGGAGGAGGAGGCGGGGAAGGAGGAGGAGGACGAGGUGGGGAAGGAGGCGAAGGAGGAGGAGGUGGCAGUGGUGGGGGAAGCCGGGGUGGUGGUGGUGGUGCAGAAGGUCCUGGGACAAACUUUAGAGGAACACCUGGAACAGCGGCUGGUGGUGAUAGCAGCGGCUGCUCAUCCACUCUGGCUCUUGUUGCAUGGCCCUAUCUGGCGUUAUCUGCCAUUGCUCAAGUUUCAUAUCUGCAUCUACUCUGA
Coffea eugenioides is the source of this 336-nucleotide messenger RNA. RefSeq names its product glycine-rich cell wall structural protein 2-like. The coding region runs from base 1 to 336 and encodes 111 amino acids. The transcript has a single exon. The record is from RefSeq and is a predicted model, not a curated record. Lineage: Eukaryota; Viridiplantae; Streptophyta; Magnoliopsida; Gentianales; Rubiaceae.